AUGCAGUACCGACCAUGGGAGGCGUCGGACCGCGGCGCCAUCCCGCAACAGACAUCGCCUGUGGGCUCGGUGGCCAGCGGAACGCGAUCCACCCACUCACACACGAACAACGGAAACAGUACCGGCUUCCCACUGUAUCCCCCCGCUUCACAGGCGCACCAGCCAAAGUCCGUGGGCGUGGGCGACCAGAAUCAGAAUCCCUUGCAUAGCCACGCCCAGACGCAUCCGCACCCACAUCAACAUCCACAUAACCAUGCCAAGUCGGCGUCCCGUGCCUCCAGCUCAAGCGGCGGGGCCAGCAGUGCCACCCUGGCCGCUUCUCAAGCGUCCGCCCAGCAGCAGCCUAAGCAGGAUCAGCGACUGACCCACGAACAAUUUCGGGCCGCCCUCCAAAUGGUCGUCUCCGCUGGCGAUCCGCGCGAGAAUCUUGAUCAUUUCAACAAAAUCGGCGAGGGAUCUACGGGCACCGUCUGCAUAGCCACCGACAAGUCCACAGGUCGCCAGGUGGCCGUAAAGAAAAUGGACCUGCGCAAGCAGCAACGACGCGAGCUGCUCUUCAACGAGGUGGUCAUCAUGCGGGACUACCAUCAUCCAAAUAUCGUUGAGACAUACUCCAGCUUUCUGGUCAACGACGAGCUCUGGGUUGUUAUGGAGUAUCUGGAGGGCGGCGCCCUCACCGACAUUGUCACCCAUUCGCGCAUGGAUGAGGAGCAGAUUGCCACUGUCUGCAAGCAGUGCUUGAAGGCUUUGGCCUAUUUGCACUCACAGGGUGUGAUCCAUCGAGACAUCAAGUCGGACUCCAUACUACUGGCCGCCGAUGGACGGGUGAAGCUGUCGGACUUUGGAUUCUGCGCCCAGGUGUCGCAGGAGCUGCCCAAACGCAAAUCGUUGGUUGGCACACCCUACUGGAUGUCGCCGGAGGUGAUUUCACGCCUGCCGUAUGGGCCCGAGGUGGACAUCUGGUCGUUGGGUAUCAUGGUCAUUGAAAUGGUGGACGGCGAGCCACCAUUCUUCAACGAACCGCCGCUACAGGCGAUGCGUCGCAUCCGGGACAUGCAGCCACCGAAUCUUAAGAAUGCCCACAAGGUCUCGCCACGUUUGCAAUCGUUCCUCGAUCGGAUGCUGGUGCGUGACCCGGCUCAGCGGGCCACCGCCGCCGAGUUGCUGGCCCAUCCAUUCCUGCGCCAGGCGGGGCCGCCCUCCCUGCUGGUCCCACUCAUGCGCAACGCGCGACACCACUCAUAGAA
Drosophila obscura is the source of this 1247-nucleotide messenger RNA. RefSeq names its product serine/threonine-protein kinase PAK mbt-like. Lineage: Eukaryota; Metazoa; Arthropoda; Insecta; Diptera; Drosophilidae. Gene Ontology annotation, molecular function: protein serine/threonine kinase activity; ATP binding. Bases 1 to 1245 code for a protein of 414 amino acids. Gene Ontology annotation, cellular component: cytoplasm. The transcript is spliced from 3 exons. The record is from RefSeq and is a predicted model, not a curated record. Gene Ontology annotation, biological process: intracellular signal transduction; regulation of MAPK cascade; protein phosphorylation.